AUGCCGCCUCCAGGGAAGUGGGACAAAGGCAAGGGCAAGACCGGGAAGUCCAAAGGAAAAGGCUCCACAGAUGGCAGUACAGCCGCCAACGCAUCAUACAGUGACCGGCAGCAGACUUCCUCGAUUGAAUCCUCCUGCAAAUUCUUCGGGAGCUCCAAAGGAUGUAAUAAAGACGCCUGCCCGUUCUCGCACAGCAAUCCGAAUGGUGUUCCAUUUUGUGCUUUCUUCCAGCGAGGGCAAUGUGAGAAGGGAGCUGCAUGCACUUUCAGGCAUCAGCAGUGGUCAAGCCCAGACGAAGCCAAAGCAUUCUAUGCCAGUCGAGAUGGCGGUUUGGUGGAGACAAGCGCAGCCAGGUACAAGCAAGUGCGACGCGGAGGCAACGAAGACAAAUCAGCUGGACUGCGACUCGGUUCUGAGCAUGUUGAGCUGGAAGGUGAGAUUGAAAAGGAUUUUCAAGAAGAAACCUACGGCUCCAACGCAAUGCGGAUGAUGGAAAAAAUGGGCUACAAGGCUGGAAGUGGUUUGGGAAAGGAGAACCAAGGGCGGACAUCAUUGCUCGGCUCUUGCAUAGCCUUGGAGCAUUCCUCUGGCACAUCUGCUUUAGGCUUUUCUCAUUACGCAGGUGCCAUUCGUGUAACAGCUGCUGAGCGUGCAGCACGCCUGGCGGAUGCACGUGCAAAGAAGUGCCAGAAGCUGGAGAAUGCAUCUUUCGUGCACCAUAAUCUUCUGAGCAGCGACGAAAGUAGCGAUGGAGAAGACCCGCACGUGAAGUCUCGUGACACGGACCUGCUAAAAGGCUGCCUGCAUCUUCUCGUUUACAUCAAAAUCAAAGUGCCGAAGCUGCUCCUCUUCCGGUUAACUCGGGUGGACAUGGGCCUGGCAUGCGGCACCUCCCACCUCCCGCAAGCUUCGGCGACGAACGUCCCGAACAAGGAUCCGGAAGGCGAUGACAAUUGGAAGGCUUUGCUGACGGCCACGAGUCCAGCUGCACGACCUGAUCCAUCUGGUCCUGCAGAGCUGAGGGGUGGAACGCAGCACAGCGCAGAGUCACCCAAGCCUUUGGUAGACGGGGCAUCACAAGACACUGAAGCCUAUGGCUUGUUGGAUGAGUAUGUUGAUGACUUGCUUGGCAUUCCUUGGCAAGACCGCCCAGUUUCCUGGAGUCGCCCUUCGUGGCAAGAGACAGCACACGCCUCAGGGAUGUCCAUGCCCGAGAUGGUGAUGGAGGACGGAUCGAGAGGUCCAGCUUUGCAAACCCUUCCGCCGAGAGAGAACCUGCUUAGCACCGCGACGGCGACAAGUUCUGGAGAACCUCUGCAGCCUGUGCUGGCCACGCCAUACCUGGCAGGAGUACUAAACGGCUGGGCCGAGAUUGAUCGCAGCGCUGUGGACGCCAAAGUCGUCCGAGAUAGCCCGGCACCGAAACGGCGCGCAGACAAGGUGCCUGCCGGCUGA
This is a messenger RNA of Symbiodinium necroappetens, 1455 nucleotides long. Lineage: Eukaryota; Dinophyceae; Suessiales; Symbiodiniaceae. The record is from the annotation of a GenBank genome assembly.